Messenger RNA from Cicer arietinum (chickpea), 6085 nucleotides. RefSeq lists its product as uncharacterized. The record is from RefSeq and is a predicted model, not a curated record. Gene Ontology annotation, cellular component: chromatin; histone deacetylase complex. Gene Ontology annotation, biological process: regulation of transcription by RNA polymerase II. Lineage: Eukaryota; Viridiplantae; Streptophyta; Magnoliopsida; Fabales; Fabaceae. Gene Ontology annotation, molecular function: transcription coregulator activity; histone H3K9 demethylase activity; chromatin DNA binding.
UUAUCAACACCACCAUCGACUUUUGCAAACUUUGUCGUCUCUACUAUUCUAGCUAGAUUCCCAAAGACACACUCUCUCUCUCUACACUCCCCACUCAACAGUCCCUUCUCUCUCUCUGCAUUGACACACUCUGUUUUAUUGUACUCCUCUCUUUCUCUCUCUCUCUCUCUCUCUCUCUUCCAAGCUUGUUCCUUUUCAUUGCAUGAUGACUCUCUUGUCUAAAUUUUGAAGUACUUUAUUCUCAUUUGUAGAGUUUCUCAAUGGAUGAAACUGGUGAUGAAGAUUUCAAUAGGUGCUCAAGAAAUGGGUCAGGUGGAUGGAGGUGCAAGGAGAAAGCUUUAGCUGGAAAAACCCUAUGUGAGAAACACCAUCUCUAUAACCUUGAGAGAACAAAAGAGAAAGGAAAAAAAAGAAAACUUGAAGAAAAUAGUUCACAAACUGGUGGAGGUGAAGUUAAAUGGUUGUUUAGUGAUGAUCAUAAUGGUGGUGGUGGGACCCAUGUUGUUGAGGAAUUUGCAGGUCUUUUUGGUGGAAAUGAAGUGAAUGGUGGUGGUGUUAAUUUUGGUUUUGGUGGUGAAAGUUUUAAUCUUUUUGGUCAACAACAAAUUGGUGGUUUUGGUCAAGGAUGUGGAAAUCUAGAAUUUCAACUUGGUGAUGGUGUUGGGAAUAGUGUUGCUGGUUUAGGUCAACCAUGGAAUAGUGUAGGUGUAUUUGGUAAUGCUGGUGGUGUUGUUUCUGGAAAUAGGGUAGGUGGUGUUUGUGAAAAUGCUUUUCUUGGUAUUUCUUCUGAAGGUUUGGUUGCUGGUGAAGCUGGUUUUGGAAGUUUAUAUGAUAGAAGUUUUCAAGCACUUCUUUGUCAAGGUAGGGUUUGUGAUGAAGAUGUGAGUUUAAUUGGUGGUAGUAAUAGUACUGGCUUUCAAGGGUUGGUUGGUGAAAGUGGUUAUGGUUUUAGAAGUGUAGGAAAUCUAAGUCAAUGUGGUAAAUUUGUAGGUGAAAAUGUUGGGAGCAUUGUGGUUCCUGAGUCAAGUAACAAGGUGAUUGCAGCAGUUGGUGUGGACGAGGGAAUGGAAAAGUUGUUAAGUGGAGGAGUUUGUAUCGAUGAAAAGGCGAAAGAUGAAGGGUUGAAGCCUUUGAUUAAGAUGGGUAGGCCUAAGGGUUCUAAGAAUAAGAGUAAGAAAAAAGAUGUUAACUUUGGUUUGGAUGGAGGAAGUGUUUGUGGAAGUGAUAAUAAUAAUGUAGGAACAAUUGGGAUGAGUGGUGUCACAAUUUUAGAGAGUGGAAAACCAAUUUUUUGUGGUAAGGCUGAUCAUGAAGGUGUGGACUUGGGUGAGAUUGGAAGGACGGAGAAGCGUGGUCACGUGGGUGAUUGGAAGCAUGGAAGGGAGAUUGUUCUGGGGGUUGGUUAUGAAGUUGCUGGUGAUGAUGAUAUUUCAACACCUAGGAAGCGCCGUGGAAGGAAGGGCUUGAUAGACAAACAGGAGAAUGUAGAUGAGGUUUGUAAUGAAGUUGAUGGUGUUAGUGAGGUUGCAAGGCCAAAGAAGCGUGGUCGGCCAAAGGGUUCGGUAAACAGAAAGAAGAAUGUAAAGGAGGUUACCGAUGAAGUUGGUGAUUCUAGUGAGAUGGCAAGGCCGAAGAAUAUAGAGGAGGUUAGUAAUGAAGUUGGUGGUGCUAGUCAGGUUGCAAGGCCGAAGAGUAUAGAGGAGGUUAGCAAUGAAGUUGGUGGUGCUAGUGAGAUUGCAAGGCCGAAAAGGCGUGGUCGGCCGAAAGGUUCAAAAUGUGGAACAGAGAAUGUUAUGGAGGUCAGUAAUGAAGUCGUUGGUGAUGGCAAGAUUGCAAGGCCAAAGAAGCGUGGACGGCCAAAAGGUUCAAAAUGUGGAAAGGAGAUUGUCCUUAAGGGUAGUGAUAAAGUUGCUAGUGCUGGUGAGAUUGAAAGACCAAAGAAGCGUGGUCGACCAAAGGGUUCAAAAAAGGCAAAAUGGGUAACCUAUGUAUGUGCUUCUAAAAUCGAAGGAGCUGAUGAGAUUGCAACACAAGGUUCAGAAAACAAAAAGCUGAGCAUUCUGUGUCAAAAAGGCGCGGACAAGUUUGCAAGCCUAACUAAUAAACUUGGUCCAGCAUUGUGUACAAGGAAUAAAUUGAGAGGUACUGUAUCUGAGGAUCAGGAGUGUCAAGGAAUGUCUGUUGAUAUUCAUCUCGAAGUUGACAAUGGAACCAUGCGUGCCUUGCCGAGUGGUUUGGAGAUUACUACAUUGGUUCCUUUAUUAUGUGAGCAGGAAAAAGGGAUACAUUCUGAAGCCGCCGAUCAUAUUGAAAACAUAACUACUCAGCCGAUAGUUAAGCGUGGUCGACCUAAGGGCUCAAUGAGCAAGAAGAAAAAACUAGAAGAUCAAGAAUUGCCUGUCCAAACCCUUAUUCAAGAUGCGGUUCAAAAUGAUUGUAAUGUUAAACUAAAGCGAGGUCGGCCCAAGGGAGUUAAAAAUAAGAAAAGUAUUGCUGGUGAAGCUGGAAGCAAGUUAUUAGUUAAGGCCAAAAAAAGGCGUGGUAGGCCAAAGGGUUCUGGGAAAAAGCAAAAGAAGAUUGCUCUGCCUCUUCCAUUGCAUUCUCGGAUUGAAAGGCGUGGUAGGCCAAAGGGUUCUGGCAAAAAGCAAAAGGAGAUUGCUUUUCAAUUGGAUUCACAGAUUGAAAGUCAGAAGAGUACUUGUUUUGACGUAGUUUUGAGUACGAUUAUGCCGCAGCAGAAGCAUGUACACGAGGAGUCCGAUUCAACACUGGAAGAUCAAGUGAAUAAGAAAGAAAAGUCAGAUGUUGUACUUGGGUGCUCGAAGGAGUCUGGAAUUGAAAAGAUAACAAAAGGAUUGAUGAGUGAAUCCAGCAAUGUCCAUAAGAGGUGCAGUGAAAGACUAAGAAAAUUACUAAUCGACGAUAAGAGUUCUCCAUAUGUUGAAGUGGAAGAAACUACAGACCAUGAGCACGAGAGUUCUCAGGAUGUUGAAGUGGAAGCAACUAUAGACCAUGAUCACCAGAGUUCUCAGGAUGUUGAAGUGGACGAAACUAUAGACCAUGACCACAAUAGUUCUCAGGAUGUUGAAGUGGACAAAACUAUAGACCAUGACCACAAGAGUUCUCAGGAUGUUGAAGUGGAAGAGACUAUAGACCAUGACCCCAAGAAUUCUCAGGAUGUUGAAGUGGAAGAAACUAUAGACCAUGGAUUGGAAUCUCCACAUUUGAUGGGAGAAUCCAAUACCAAACGGGCGCCAAGGAAUUCAAGGUGUCAUCAGUGUUGGAAUAAAAGUAGGACUGGUCUUGUUGCUUGUACCAAGUGCAAAAGAAAGAAAUAUUGUUACGAGUGCUUAGCAAAGUGGUACCCUCAUAAAACUAAAGAGGAGGUCGAGACUGCUUGUCCCUUUUGUCUCGAUAAUUGCAAUUGUCGACUGUGCUUGAAGAAAACUAUAUCUAUUCUGAGUGGGAAUGGUGAAGCAGAUAAAGAUGUCAAGUUACAGAAAUUGUUUUUCUUGCUUAACAAAACUUUGCCUUUACUCCAACAUAUCCAACGUGAGCAGAGAUUGGAAUUGGAAGUAGAAGCAAGCAUACACGGUUCCCUGUCGGUGGAAGAGGAGGAUAUUAUGCAGGCAGUAGUGGACAACGAUGAUCGAGUUUAUUGUGACAACUGCAAUACAUCCAUUGUCAAUUUCCACAGAAGUUGUCCCAAUCUUAAUUGUCGGUACGAUCUCUGUCUCACUUGUUGCAUGGAAAUAAGAAACGGAGUAGUUCAUUGUGAAGAUAUUCCUGCUAGCGGUAAUGAGGUAACGCUUGAUACACCGGAACUAAGAAACGGAGUAGUUCAUUGUGAAGAUAUUCCUGCAAGCAGUAAUGAGGUAAUGCUUGAUACACCGCCUGUAACUAUUGCUUGGAGAGCUGAGGCAAAUGGUGGCAUACCUUGCCCUCCAAAAGCUAGAGGAGGUUGCGGUACUGCUAUCCUCUCACUGAGGCGCCUUUUUGAAGCCAAUUGGAUUGACAAAUUGACUAAGAAUGUGGAGGAACUUACCGUCAAAUAUCAGCCACCUGUUGUUGAUCUUUCUCUAGGAUGUUUAGAGUGCUGUAAUUUUAAGGAAGAUGCGGCACAAAAUUCUGCAAGGAAGGCAGCUUCAAGAGUAAAUGAUCGUGACAACUUUUUGUACUGUCCGGAUGCCGUUGAAAUGGGAGACGAGGAAUUCAAGCAUUUCCAAAGACAUUGGAUAAGAGGUGAACCUGUUAUAGUUAAGAAUGUGUAUAAAAAGGCUAGUGGCCUUAGCUGGGACCCAAUGGUGAUGUGGAGAGCUUUUAUUGGGGCAAGGAAAGUAUUAAAAGAGGAGGCUGCUAGUUUUAAAGCCAUUGACUGCUUGGAUUGGUGCGAGGUACAAAUCAAUGUGUUUCGGUUCUUCAAAGGCUAUUUGGAAGGGCGUAGGUACAGAAACGGAUGGCCAGAGAUGCUGAAGCUAAAGGAUUGGCCUCCAUCAAAAUCUUUUGAAGAGUGUUUGCCAAGGCACGGUGCUGAGUUUAUAGCUAUGCUUCCUUUUAGUGAUUAUACGCAUCCAAAAUCCGGUAUUUUAAACCUUGCCACAAAGCUCCCUGAUGUUUUGAAGCCAGAUUUGGGUCCUAAAACAUACAUUGCUUAUGGAUCUUUAGAAGAGUUAAGUAGAGGUGAUUCCGUGACAAAACUACACUGUGACAUUUCAGAUGCGGUCAAUAUUUUGACACACACAUCUGAGGUAAAGACGCCGCUAUGGCAAGCCAGAAUCAUAAAAAAGUUACAGAAGAAGUAUGCGGUUGAAGAUAUGCGUCAGCUCUAUGGUCAGAACAAUAAAGCAGUAGGUUCACGUGGAAGAAAACGCAGAAAGCGCCACACAGGUGUUAGUGUGGAUCGUAAAAUCCCUGAAAAAGAAGAUAGUGGUAGAGACUCGGCCUUACUAGGAAGUCAAGGAAAAGAAGAGAAACUAGAUGAACAGCUAAGUCGGUCCCCGAGUUUGGAACAGUCGAGAUCAGACACAGAAGUUUGUGUACAAGAAUUCUCAGAACCCGUCAAAAGUAAAUUAGAUAUAAAUGCCAGCGAGCAGGAAAUCUUCGAUUCACCAAGGUUUCGGCAAUUUGAUCUCAAUAAUCACGAUCCCAGUAGCUUGGUUCCUGUAAAAGAUUGUCAGUCGAUGCAUUACGAUAAUGAGGAACAACAGUGCAUGUCCUGUUCAGAUAUCAAAACUGACAAAAUAGAGUCAGUUGAGAAUGACAUAUCGAGUAAACAUUCCGAUCGAAAUGAUGUUCAUUUGGAGACUCAAUAUGGGAGUGCUGUGUGGGACAUAUUUCGUAGGCAGGAUGUACCGAAGCUAACAGAGUACCUAAAGAAACAUCAUAAAGAAUUUCGCCACAUAACUAAUCUUCCAGUAAAUUCUGUGAUUCAUCCUAUUCAUGACCAGAUCCUUUAUUUAAAUGAGAAGCAUAAGAAGCAACUAAAGCUGGAAUAUGGGGUUGAACCGUGGACGUUCGAGCAACAUCUUGGGGAGGCUGUUUUCAUACCUGCCGGAUGCCCACAUCAAGUGAGAAAUCGAAAGUCUUGCAUAAAAGUGGCUAUGGACUUCGUUUCACCUGAGAAUGUUCAGGAAUGCGUUCGAUUGACAGAGGAAUUUCGGUUACUUCCAAAAAACCAUAGAUCUAAAGAAGAUAAAUUAGAGAUAAAGAAGAUGGCACUCUAUGCUGCUGAUGUUGCUACCGCUGAAGCCAUUAAACUGAUGGAAGCUAAAUGAGGCGAUCUUGCAGUUUUUCCGAUGAAGCCGAAGUCCGCCAGCAACAACUUUUUCAUAAAUUUUCGAAAAUUUCAUGAAGGUUGAAGUUGAAUGUUGUUGGUUGGUUCUGAUGUGUAGAAUAAGGCCAAGUACUCAUGCAUUUAUGAAGAACGGUGUGUAUCAAAGUUUCUUUGUUGUUGGAAAAUAGUACUAGACAGUUUUUGAAUAUUUGUAGCUAGAACUAUGGAGAUAAUAAUUUGACAUGCAUGUUGGUUGUAUCAUUUUAUGUUGAAAUUUAAUUAAAUUCUAUAAUGUUUGUUUUGAUUUUGUAA